Molecule: messenger RNA, 2628 nt
Organism: Mesorhabditis belari
Lineage: Eukaryota; Metazoa; Nematoda; Chromadorea; Rhabditida; Rhabditidae
Source: the annotation of a GenBank genome assembly
AUGUUUGGCAGUAAACCGUUUGGCUCAACGACCACCAACAGCACAUUUGGUUCGUCAGGUUCUUCGCUUUUUGGACAGAAGCCAGCCGGUUCUUCACUGUUUGGCGCGACAGCUCCCGCGAAUCAAGGAACCUCAUCGCUAUGGGGCGCUCAAAAGCCGGCCACAACGAGUCUUUUCGGAAAUUCUCCUUCGCAAUCUUCAUCGCUCUUUGGAGGUACAACACAAAACACAUCGGGCAGUUCAUUGUUCGGAUCUACGCAAGCCAAGCCAUCACUGUUCGGCUCAUCACAGCCUGUCACUUCAACUUUCGGAUCACCGUCGUCACAGUCUAGUCUCUUCGGUGGUAUGGGAACGACUUCGGGAGGCUCUCUAUUUGGAUCAUCUACUGCAGCGACGACCAAUGGAACAACCGUCAAAUUUCAAGCACAAACGGGAACGGACACGAUGCUGAAGAACAACACUCAACAGAAUAUCAACACAAAGCAUAUGUGCAUCUCUGCGAUGAAGGAAUAUGAGACGAAAAGCUUGGAGGAACUACGAAUGGAGGAUUACCUUGCGGGUCGAAAAGGACCUACCGCUGGCAGUGCGACGGCUUCUUUAUUUGGCGGCGUCGGAGGAGCAACCACUUCAUCUACAUCAAUGUUUGGAGCAAGCACACAGCCAAAAACUGGCAUCUUUGGAUCGCCAACUUCGAACAGCUUUGGAGCAAAACCCGCGACAACAAAUACAUUGUUUGGAACUCAACCACAACAACAAGCGUCAUCUUCGAUCUUUGGACCAAAGCCGGCUACCGGUGGAUUGUUCAACUCAACUACUACAUCAGCAUUUGGAGGCACUACAGCGUCUCCCGGCACAUCGUCGAUAUUUGGAGGGACCCAACCACAAGCUUCAACAUUUGGCCAGCCCGCAACCGGUGGCAGUUUAUUUGGCGGUCCCACAGCUGCCACUUCAGCAUUUGGUACUACGAAUACAGCACAACCCUCAACUGGAUUUACAUUUGGUGGAUCAAAUACUGGAACAUCCGCCUUUGGACAAGCACCGUCAACAAACCUGUUUGGGGGACAAACGGCGACGGCAAACACUGGAAAUUCGCUUUUUCAAAAGCAACCCGGAGGAAAUUUUGGCUUUGGCGGAGGAACGACAACAAAUGCUUUUGGUGCACAACCUGCCGCCAGUGGAGGACUUUUUGGACCACCAGCGGCAAACAAAUCUCUAUUUGGAUCUACGACAGCUCCCGGACUAUUUGGACAAACUCAACCACAACAACCACAAGCGGGAGGACUUUUCGGACCACAAGCACAGCCAACCAUUGCUGCUGCGAUGCCAUCACAAGUGCCCGUUGCUGCAGCGGCACCAAUUGUGCUCGGAUCGGACGUGAAUCAACGGCAAAUCGAACGCGCAUUGCUGGAGGCCCAACUGGCAGCCACUCCCUAUGGUGAUGGACCGUUGUUGAAAUGGAUGGCUGCUGCGAAAGAGACAACCGAUGAUCAAACGAACUCAGCAAACGUACAACGCCAAUUGAAAUUCCUGGAAUCGUUGGCUGGCUCACCGGUGCUUUCUGGCAAUGGAUCUCUUGUGCCGCCAUCGUUGCCAAGACCCGGAUCUUCUCUUGGAAAAUCUCCAAUUGUUCAAAAGGAUCUCUCUUAUGCGGCUGCUUCUCGAGUUCCAACUUUGGCAAAUGGUAUCCGAACGGUCCCAGCGAUGAGCAAUUCUCCUUUGUCAGCUAGACGAAAUGGGGCAACGCCUCGUUUUGAUGCUGGUGAUGCGACAAUCGACAGCGCUCUGCUGGGAAGCACGAAUCAAUUGAUUUCAACAACGCGCCGUACAAAUAUCAAGCACCUGGACCCAAUGAUGAUGCGUGACGCGUCGACGGUCAAUUCGCCAAAGGGUUUUGCCGAUCCGGAUGAGCUGCCUAAGAUUACGAAUCGAGACAAAGUUGUCUCAACCGACAAUUCUACGUUCGUUGUGAAAGAAGACGCAAGAAAGCCUCACAACCCUGUGCUUCCAUCUCUUCAUUUGGACGGUUCUCUGCAAGAUGAUAGCAUUGUUCAAGUUCAGCCAGCGGCUCCUCAAAUGAAGAUUCAAGAGACUUCGGCUCCCAAGAUGGUGUCAAAGCCAACCGAUGAUGUGAUCACUAGCCCAAAGAGUAUUUCAAGCAACGAUGACUACUUCUCGGAUCCUCCAUUGGAUCGAUUGAAAAACCAGAUUGAUGACGAUUAUAUCGAUCUUCCCGAUGGUUUGCUCGUUGGAAGAUUGACGUAUGGAAGUGUUUUUUGGCCCGGACCUCUUCGAAUUUCAAAGGACAUCAAUAUUAACAAAGUUGUUGUUUUUCGCAAUAAGGAGGUCACCGUUUACCCAAAUGAGGAUCAAAAGCCUUCUGUUGGCGAAGAGCUGAAUCGAUGCGCUGAAGUGACUUUGGAACGUGUCUGGCCAGUGGAAAAGGAAACGAAGCAACUCAUCAAGGAUCCGGAAGUGUUGAUUGGUAUGAAAUGGCGCGAGCGUUUGGAGCGUAUCAGUGCUCGAAUGGGCGCCAAUUUCAAAGACUACCGCCCAACUACUGGCUCGUGGGUCUUCCGCGUUGAUCACUUUUCUUCUUACGGUUUAUUGGAAUCCGAAGAGACGAAGGAA